AAAUAUAGUUUCCAUUUUUUUUAUUACAGAACAUUUAAAAAAGGUAAAGGAAACAGAAUCUCCUUGUUUCUCGAGCACUCUUAAAACUCUUCUCUCUACUUAGCUUUACGCCAUCAACGAGAACCACAUAAAGAACGUCUCUCCUUUCCCGGAGAUUUUAGCUUCGUCUUCGCAACGUAUCCAAUAUUUCCGGCGACGGAAUCUCUCCCUUCUCCCUCCUAAUUGAUAACUAUGCUCCCCGUCUCAAAUCCAACCAGUCCUGAACGCCUCCUUAAGAAAUCGAGAACACCAGACAAAACCACCACCGACACUGAUCAGAAAAUCUCCUUCAACUCUGUCGGAAACUCGUCCGCUAACCGCUCUGCCUCCCGGAGCCACUGUACAUGGCUCAUCCUCUCUCUCCUCUGUCUCCAGCUCCUCCUCUUCCUCACUCUCCGCUCCAUCGCUUUCCCCAGCCGUCGCUCCCCUGAAAACUUCCCAUCCCCCGCCGUCUCCGUCUCCGUCUCCUCCAUCGAGUCUCUCUUCACCUCAGAUGAGCCUCACUUAACCUCGGACGAGUCUCUACCCACCCGAACCCGCUCCGAACCCGACGACUCAGGGCGAUGCGAAACGGGUCGGGUAUUCGUCUACGACAUGCCGAAGAUCUUCAACGAAGUGAUCCUGCAAGAGUGCGACAAUCUCAACCCGUGGAGCUCUCGCUGCGACGCGCUUUCCAACGACGGCUUCGGCAAAGAAGCGACGUCGUUGAAAGGCGUGAUCCCUGACGAUUUGGUUCCUUCAUGGUUCUGGACUGAUCAGUUCGUCUCCGAGAUCAUCUUCCACAACCGGAUCCUCAACCACCGUUGCCGGACUUAUGAUCCGGAGUCCGCGACGGCGUUCUACAUCCCGUUCUACGCUGGACUCGCUGUCGGUCAAUAUUUAUGGUCUAAUUACGCGGCGGCUGAUCGCGACCGUCAUUGUAAGAUGAUGACUGAGUGGGUCAGGGAACAACCUUAUUGGAAUAGAUCCAACGGAUGGGAUCAUUUCAUUACCAUGGGUCGCAUCACAUGGGAUUUUCGCAGAACCAAAGACGAAGAUUGGGGAUCUAACUGUAUCUACAUCCCGGGGAUGCGUAACAUCACGCGCCUUCUCAUUGAGCGUAACUCUUGGGACCAUUUCGACGUCGGUGUACCGUACCCCACCGGAUUCCACCCUCGAUCUGACUCCGACGUCGUGAAAUGGCAGGAUUUCGUCAGGAAUCGCCAUCGCAAGACGCUGUUCUGUUUCGCCGGAGCGCCACGCGCCGGGAUUCAGAACGAUUUUAGAGGAAUGCUUCUCGAUCACUGCAAGGAGUCGCAAGGAGCUUGCCGGACGGUGGAUUGCACCGGAGGAAAAUGCUCGAAUGGCUCGUCGGCGAUCUUGGAGACGUUUCUCGGCUCUGAUUUUUGCCUUCAGCCACGUGGAGAUAGCUUCACGCGCCGCUCGAUUUUCGAUUGCAUGUUAGCCGGUUCUAUUCCGGUUUUCUUUUGGCGUAGAACCGCUUACAUGCAGUAUCAGUGGUUUUUACCGAAGGAGCUGGGUAGCUACUCGGUUUACAUAGACCGGAAUGAGGUGAAAAACGGGACGACAUCUAUAAAGGAAGUGUUGGAACGGUUCAGCAAAGAAGAUGUGCGGAGAAUGCGGGAAAAAGUGAUCGAGUUGAUACCGAAUUUGGUGUACGCAAAGUCUCUGAACGGAUUAGAGACUUUCAAAGAUGCUUUCGAUGUGGCCUUAGAUGGAGUAUUUAGGAGAUUCAAGGAGCAAGAGAAUUGGUACAAAUGGAGAUGAGGAGGAGGAGGGAGAUGGUUCGAUAAAUGAUUAUUUAUUUAUUAAAUAAGGGUUUUUUGGAAAAUUUAGCUCCAGUAAAGUUUUAUGAUUACACUGUAAAUUUAUGAUUUUUAUUUGAGAGAUGAAUAAGUUGGUUGGUUAGUUGAGUUUUGUUAUUUACACUUGAUGGAGUCGUCAAGGAAGUUGUGCUAUGUGUGGAGUUUCUCAUUUUAUAUUAUUCUCUUUUGGAGAUAA
Messenger RNA from Brassica napus (rape), 2040 nucleotides. Its product is annotated as xyloglucan galactosyltransferase XLT2-like. The coding region runs from base 232 to 1806 and encodes 524 amino acids. Gene Ontology annotation, molecular function: galactosyltransferase activity. The transcript has a single exon. The record is from RefSeq and is a predicted model, not a curated record. Lineage: Eukaryota; Viridiplantae; Streptophyta; Magnoliopsida; Brassicales; Brassicaceae. Gene Ontology annotation, biological process: xyloglucan biosynthetic process.